Messenger RNA from Funneliformis geosporum, 522 nucleotides. The record is from the annotation of a GenBank genome assembly. NCBI's taxonomy places the organism in Eukaryota, Fungi, Glomeromycota, Glomeromycetes, Glomerales, Glomeraceae.
AUGGCAGCUGGAGAUUCUUUACGUUAUCAUACUCGUACCGUGGUACCUACAGGUCGUCCAGAAACAUAUGGGUCUAGAACUUUAACACUUCAUCCCGAAGAACUUGCUGAGGAUGCGGAAUCAGUUCCUUCAAGAGAAGCUGAUGACACAUCAUCACAACCUAUUGGAACUUUAAAGCUUCGUGGUAGACCAUCUGAUAAUAGAAAAGUUAAAUGGGAUGAUGGUGUAGUGGAUAACGAAGGCUUGGGAAGGAAAAAAUCAAAGAUUUGUUGUAUAUAUCACAAACCUCGUGCGUUUGAUGAAUCAUCGGACGAAGAAUCAAGUAAUAGUGAUUCUGACAAUUCUGAUCAUAAUCAUGAUCAUAAACACGAGGGUGGGGAAAAUAGCAAUCAUCAUCAUCACCAUAAACGUCCCAAUAAAAAUCGAAGCAACAGUCCAAAUGCUUAUGAACGUCAGCCACAAUACAAAGAUCGUCCACACCCUGGUCUAGAAUCCAAAGAUAAUACAUCAUCUCCAUCAUAA